Didymodactylos carnosus is the source of this 747-nucleotide messenger RNA. Lineage: Eukaryota; Metazoa; Rotifera; Eurotatoria; Philodinida; Philodinidae. The record is from the annotation of a GenBank genome assembly.
AUGUCGAGUACAACAAUCAUACCCGUUAUAUAUUCUAAAAAAACACAUCCUCAUCGUCAACAACAAUCGAAUGAUACCUAUUCAGUAGUCGAUCAUGGAAACGGCAAGAAAACAAUCAAUUAUCGUUUUAAUUUGCAAGAUUAUCGUCCCGAAGAUAUCUCCGUUGAACUAGAUGAUAGUACAUUGAGAAUAAAAGCAAUACGCCCACAUGGCGAUAGUUAUCAUUCUGAAUUUGUACGUGAAUUUAAUCUGGGUACUGCGGUUGAUACUAGAUUGGUGAGAAAUGUGUACGAUUCGGAUGGCUAUCUUAAUUUAGAAAUAGUUGUCAGUCCACGCUACAUACAACAAGAUUAUUAUAGUGGUGGUCAGACUCCAAUACAAUAUUAUCAACAACAAGAUGGCAAUCUUUCAUCGCCCAGUGUGUUAACGUUUGAUUUAAAAGGUUAUCGUCCAGAAAAUGUUUUAGUUAGAGUAAAUCAACAAGGCCUAUUGAAGAUAUCGGCUACUCACGUCGACAAUACGUAUGGUAAUAGAAUUAAUCGUGAAUAUUUUCGUCCAUAUCAAUUACCUUCAUCAAUGAACUAUGACCUAAUUCGAGCUAAAAUGAAUAAUGAUGAUCGUAUUCUUAGAAUUGAGUUACCUGCCACUACGACAACAUCAGCAUAUGAUUAUUAUGGACGACCUUAUGGUGCUCGUAGACCCUAUAUUGGUGGACCGGGAGCAUUAUGUUUUUGUAACAUUCUUUAA